Messenger RNA from Astyanax mexicanus (Mexican tetra), 8133 nucleotides. It is a transcript of the gene eml4, whose product is annotated as echinoderm microtubule-associated protein-like 4. The coding region runs from base 305 to 3391 and encodes 1028 amino acids. Gene Ontology annotation, biological process: microtubule cytoskeleton organization. Gene Ontology annotation, molecular function: microtubule binding. Gene Ontology annotation, cellular component: mitotic spindle. The transcript has 24 exons. The record is from RefSeq and is a predicted model, not a curated record. Lineage: Eukaryota; Metazoa; Chordata; Actinopteri; Characiformes; Acestrorhamphidae.
ACACACUCUGUGGGCUUUGUGUGUGCGGGCAGACGUGUGCUGCGUUGAGAGAGAGAGAGAGCGUGCGAGAGAGAGAGAAAGGGCAGGAUUAAGACACUGUCUGUGGAAGAGGAAAGAGACAGACACAGACGACCACAAAGGGGAGAAGACCAUUUGCAAGUAGCAGAAAGAAAGAGGUAGAGAGAGAUACACAGACAGACAGAUUUCCGAGAAGAGGACGUGCAGCCGCAAGAAGACUGCACACACACAUACACUUAAGCGUGUGCGCACACACUCUCCACACUCCACACACUGUGUAAGGAGAAUGGAGGACAGCUCAGCGAGCGUGGCUCCAGCCUGCGCUUCUACAGCUGCACCCGUGCUGAACAACCAUUGUGGAGAUGACAGCAUUUCUGCGGCUAGUGCAUCAGAUGUGCAGGACCGGCUCUCGUCUCUGGAGCUGCGGGUCCAGCAGCAGGAGGAUGAGCUGACUGUUAUGAAGGCGGCGCUGGCCGAUGUUCUCCGACGCCUUGCGCAGUCUGAGGACUCGGCUGCCAAGAAACAGCAAAGCACCAAAGGUCAGACCCCGCUGCGCGAGGCCUUCUCCAUGUCCUGUAUUGCUAACGGAAGCUCCAGCGGCCGCAAGUCUCACAGAGACAGCUCCACAGUUUCUGUAGCCAGGAAAGAAACGCUGUCCUCUGCAGCCAAGAGUGGUGGAGAGAAGAAAAAAGACAAGCCUCCGAUGGAGGGGAUUAAGGAGAAAGAGGAGCCACCACAGGCUAACGAUAAACCCCCUUCAACACCCAGCACCCCUCAGGCACCAUCCCCCUCCAGCAACCCCCCUUCCCCACACCCCCUACAGCCCCAGAGACCGACCCCGGAGAGCAAGGGGUCCGCCCCGGCAAAAAGCAGGGGCCACAGUGCAAAGCGUGGUGGAGGAAUUGAACGCUCUCAGAGCAGCACAUGGGAAAGUGGGGAGGACAGCAGGAACAAGCUGGUCAAAGCCGCCUCCACCUCUAAAUUGUUGGCCAAAGUUGUGAAGAACGCAGAUAAACACAGAGAUCCAGUUAUCAGCCAAGCCAAAAUGUCAACCCGUGAGAAAAACAGUCAAGAGGGAGACUAUAUCAAAAUGUUUAUGCGAGGACGACCCAUCACUAUGUUCAUCCCGUCUGAUGUAGAGAACUACGAUGACGUCCGAACUGAACUUCCCCCAGAGAGACUUAAACUGGAGUGGGUAUAUGGCUAUAGGGGUCGAGACUGCAGAGCGAACGUGUAUCUGUUGCCUACAGGGGAGAUAGUCUACUUCAUUGCCUCAGUCGUCGUGCUCUUCAACUAUGAUGAACGGACACAGCGGCACUAUUUAGGACACACUGACUGUGUCAAAUGUCUUGCAGUUCAUCCAGAUAAGAUACGCAUUGCCACAGGACAGAUUGCAGGAGUGGACAAAGAUGGCAGGCCACUGCAGCCACAUGUAAGAGUGUGGGACUCCGUCACUCUGACCACACUGCAGGUCAUUGGUCUGGGCACCUUUGAGAGAGGAGUGGGGUCUCUUGCCUUUUCUAAAGCUGACUCCGGCACACACCUCAGCGUGAUUGACGACUCCAAUGAGCACAUGCUGACUGUCUGGGACUGGCAGAAGAAGUCGAAAAUUGCUGAGAUUAAGACAACCAAUGAAGUGGUCUUAGCGGUUGAGUUCCACCCCACUGACGCCAAUACCAUCGUCACCUGUGGCAAAUCCCACAUCUUUUUCUGGACGUGGAGUGGCAACUCUCUGGCUCGCAAACAGGGCAUCUUCGGGAAAUAUGAGAAGCCCAAGUUCGUCCAGUGUUUGGCCUUCCUCAAUAAUGGAGACAUCCUGACGGGAGACUCGGGAGGUGUCUUGCUGAUCUGGACCCGCAGCACAGUGGAACCAGCCCCAGGCAAAGGACCUAAAGGAGCAUUUCAGAUCACUCGUCAGAUCAAGGCCCAUGACGGCAGUGUGUUCACGCUAUGUCAGAUGAGGAAUGGCACACUGCUGACAGGAGGAGGCAAAGACCACAAGAUCAUCCUGUGGGACCAUGACCUUAACCCAGAGCGAGACAUAGAGGUUCCAGAUCAGUAUGGAACAAUCCGAGCCGUGGCUGAGGGUAAGGGGGAGCAGUUUCUUGUGGGCACAUCGCGCAAUUUUGUCCUGAGGGGAACCUUUAAUGAUGGGUUUCAAGUAGAGGUGCAGGGUCACACAGAUGAGCUGUGGGGUCUGGCCACUCACCCGUUUAAGGACCUAUUCCUCACCUGUGCCCAGGACAGGCAAGUGUGUCUGUGGAAUUCAGUGGACCACUCGCUGGAAUGGACCAGAUUGCUGGAUGAGCAUGGUCACUGUGCAGACUUCCAUCCUAGCGGUGCUGUGGUUGCCAUUGGUACUCACUCAGGGAAGUGGUAUGCUCUGGAUGCUGAGACUAGGGACCUGGUGGCCAUUCACACAGACGGGAACGAGCAGCUGUCGGUAAUGCGCUACACUGUAGAUGGCACACUGCUGGCAGUGGGAUCACAUGAUAACUUCAUUUACCUCUACACAGUGUCGGAUAAAGGACGCAAGUACAGCAGAUACGGGAAAUGCACUGGACAUUCCAGCUACAUUACACAUCUUGACUGGUCCCCCGACAACAAGUUCAUCAUGUCCAACUCAGGAGACUAUGAAAUCCUUUACUGGGACAUUCCAAAUGGCUGUAAGCUGAUUCGUAACCGCUCUGAAUGUAAGGACAUUGACUGGGCAUCUUAUACCUGUGUGCUGGGAUUCCAUGUCUUUGGAGUGUGGCCAGAAGGAUCAGACGGAACUGAUAUCAAUGCAUUGGUCAGAUCUCACAAUAGAAAGGUGAUCGCUCUGGCUGAUGAUUUCUGCAAGGUGCAUCUCUUCCAGUACCCCUGCUCCAGACCUAAGGCACCAAGCCAUAAGUACAGCGCCCACAGCAGUCACGUGACCAACGUGAGCUUCAUGUACAGAGACAGUCAUCUUGUGUCGACGGGCGGUAAAGACACCAGCAUCAUGCAGUGGCGUCUGGUAGAAAAGACUCCCACCCUGGUUCCCAGUGACUCCAGCAUCAGUCUGAGCGACUCCCUGAUGCAGAACUCAACCCCCCGGACCCUGGCCUCCGUUCCUACCACACCCCAGACCCCGUCUGAGCCCGUGGUGGUGCCUAACUCCCUGCCCAUCAACAGAACAGAGCCAGACGCCAACACUCCGCCCAUGACGCCCACCGAGACCCUGGAGCCUACCCCCAACGGACAGCAGGACGGCUCACCUGAGACCCCACCUCCUACUGACGAGGCAACACCCACCUCUGACAGCACCCUGAGCCCCAAGGACAGCCUGGAGCCUAGCGACGAUACGGCCACGCCCAGCGACGAGGGCAUGCCCUUUAGCCCACCAUCGUAAAGCUUGUCAGUGAGGUGAUGGUGGCCUGGUGGUCUUCCGACCCUCCUCCUCCUCAUUUUGAGUUCCCAUGCGUACUCUGUACUCUGCGCUCCUCCUGGAGGCACUAGUGUGUCACUGCGCCUUUGCUGCGGCGGGAUGGAGCUAAGAAGCAGAGGCUCUUUCAGUUUUUACCAUUUUCUUUUUCUGUUUCUUUCAUCGUGUGUGUUGUUUUUUUUUCUUCAGAGAGGGAAAAAAAGAUAAAUAAAUAGUAAAGUAUGGUUAUGUGCUGCCCAGGAGGAAUCAUACUUGGAGUGUGUAGAUGGAAGCCAUCAGAGAUAUGGAAAUGGACACUAACAUGCCUGUAUACACUGAUGCACACAAACACUACCACGACACCGUUUCACUCCACCAACUUACUCCAUCUUUCUUUCUUUCUCUCUCUCUCUGUCUCAUUCUUUAUCUCUUCCUUUCUUUCUCUUACAAAUGCACACACACACUUCUCCAACUGUGAUCCUCUACAUACCCUCUGACAUAUAGAGGUUCCAAAUGUUCUUUCUUUCUUUUCUCUCCUCAAAACCAGGAACAAAUUUCCAGAUAUAAGCCUCAUAUCAAGACAGACACAUAAAACAAAACAAAAAAACUACACACACAGACAAUGGCACAUAAUAAUAAUAAUAAGCAGAAAGUGACUCGUAUAACCAGAUAAACCAACCAGCCAAUAUAUUAGCUAAAGAAAUAUGCAUUUUUUGUUGGAAUUGCAAUAAGUGAAAUUAAGUGUAUGCUCAUUGAAAACUAUAAAUUAAUCAUGUUUUGAAAAUGUUUGUGUGAAUGCCAUGGCAUAGCAUGUGUACCUGAGCCUUGAAUUGUUUUAAAAAAAAAAGAAGAAGAAGAAGAAAAAAAGAAGAAAAAAGCCAGGCAGGUAUCCCUGGCUCAUUGGUUGAACUCGACUCGCUCACUGGGUCAUUUUGGCUUCCUUUGCAUAGAUGGCUGUGCAUUGCAAGAAGCUGAUAAUUGGCAUUUAACAGCAGAGCAUAUUUAUCACCAAAACUACACUCCCUCUCUUUCUUUCUCUCUCUUCUUUUUACUCUUUCUCACACACACACAAGCAAACGCAUUUACACACACACAUACACUCAAAGGGUCACUACACACAGGUGUGUAGGCCUGACCUUCUCCAUAUACAGUUCUCCACAGGCAAUAGUUUGUUCCAAGUCAUUCAAUUUAUUUCUGCUGGACUCCUCUGUCUCCUCGGCUCAAAUCAGCUCAGAUCAGAUCAGACUGUCCAAAGCUCAUCUGCGUGCUCCAGAGACGGCCAAUCACCCAAACCUCAAACCGCUUCAGUUUUCUCAUACUGACUUGAUCUGUGCUCCUCAUAUUCAUUCAUUCACUGCAUUUUAAGGCUGUAUCCUUUUCUUCCCUUGGGACUGAAUUGCUUCAGGUUGCGCUUGGAGACUGUCUUUGCCGCUCUAUUCAUUGGACUGAUUUUUAAUUUUUUAUUUGUCAUUUUUGAGAGAAACAAGAUGAAAUGAGUCUUAAAUGUGUUUAGUAGUGUGAGUGUGUGAGUGUGAGUGUGUGUGUGUGUGUGUGUGCGCGUGCGUGGGGGCAGAUGCCCUGAAGUUUUUCUUGUCUUUCAUUCCACAAAUGAGUGUUCACCCUUCCUGCCUCCUCCUUCUCUCCCUCCCACAGCAUCUCAGGAUCACUCACCUUGCCUGCAAGAUCAUCCGAGCGCUUGAGAGAGAGAGAGAGAGAGAGAGAGAGAGAGAGAGAGGACAUCUCUUGUUUCUCUGUUUCUUGCUUUAUUUUUCACUCUCUCUCUCACACACUCUUGCAAGCAUCCCCCUCUCUAAACCACCCCACACCCUGCAGCUGCCACCACCACUUCAGCAGAAUAUUGCUUCGAAAAGAGAUUGGACUGAAUGAUUAACAAAUUAAAGAACAAUAUUUUCUAUCGAACCUUAAACAUCUGAUGCAGUAGUAGCUUGAGGUCAAGCUAAGGUUGUGUGCAUCCUAAGCAAUACUUGAUCAAUAUUCACCGUUUUGUCAGACUACAAGAGUGCUCUAAAGUGCUCUUUUGGUGGCAUUUUCUGUGCAACUGCAGCAUUGCAAGGUAUUGAGUGGGAUUGUAGUGGUUAAGCUGAAUGUGUAAAAAGGCAUGAUGAGAUCUGGUGUUAAAGCAUGUUUUAUCUUCAGAUCUUCAGUAGGAUUUUCAUGCAGUAUUGAGAUGCCUGGAUAAAAUACAUGUGUGCACUCACUCAGUAUGCAACAUUGAGUAUUUGCUGGUGAUUCUUAAAGCAGCAGUAUCCCAAAUUUGUUAGGAGCCGAAAUAAUUGAAUUAAUGGUAUCAGUAUCCUGGCAUGAGUAUGUCUGGGGGAAAAAAGAGUUUAUUUGAUUUUACCAAAUUGAAAACCUCUGGAACAUUAUCAUAAGGAUGCUGGGUGAUCAAAAGCCAUCAAACCAAGCUGAACUGAAUUUUUUCCCCAAGAGUGGCAUAAAAGCAGUGUGUACGACUGGUGGAGGUGAACAUGCCAAGAGGCAAAAAAACUGUGAUUAAAACCAGAGAUAUUCCACCAAAUAUUGAUUGCUGAACUCUUAAAACUUUAUGAAUAUUAAAUUGUUUUCUUUGCAUUAUUUGAGGUCUGAAAGCUCUGCAUCUUUUUUGUUAUGUCUGCCAUUUCUCAUUUUCUGCAAAUUAAUUCUCUGAAUUAUUUGGAAUUUGUGAGAAAUGUUCGUAGUUUAUAGAAUAAAAUAACAAUGUUCAUUUCACUCAAACAUAAACCUAGAAAUAUAAAAAUCAGAGAAACUGAUUCAGAAACUGAAAUGGUCUCUUAUUUUUUUCCAGAGCUGUAUUGAUAUUAAAAUCAGAGUGGUCUGGUAGGUUUCUGCAAUUUCAAUUCUCUACUGUAUUUGAAAGUAUUUCAUAAAUCCUCUACACAUUCUCACCAAUGAUGUCUCUAAAUCCUUAAAGCUUACAGACUGUUGCUUUAACGAAACUGUAACGUGUCAAAUGCUCUGUGUAUGUGUGUGUGUGUAUGUAUUUUAUCCAGGCAUAGUUAGUUGUAGGUUGAAGUUCAUGUUUGAGAAGGUUGUUUCUGGUUGUCUUUCCACGUCUUGUACAGUGUGGUGUAUCACUGCUCCAGCUGGUCUGCCGUUCAAAUAUUUUCUAGUCCUUAUUUUGUAUGGCCUUUUUGGAUUGCUCCCGUUUUUCAAAUGUGAGUGUUUCCGUGAUUGCGGAGAAUGUUGUUGUCGGAUUUCUACAGAUUGAUUUGUAUCGUUCCCACUUUUCGCCGUCCAUGUAUAGCUUUAGUGCAGAAACUGGCACUGUACGCUUACUCAGGGUCUGACCUUGUCACUCUCCUCCCUCUUGCGUUCCCUGUCUACUCUACUACUGUGACUCCCUUAAUAGCCACACACACAUACACACAAACUCACAGACAAGAGAGCACACACCAACGAAAAGGUAGUAUUAUCUUGGGUCUCGCAUGGACGUCCCUCAUGAGCUUUGAGCUUUAAGCUGACUUCAGGAGAGGUUUUCCAAGCAGCCGUUUCCAGAUGCCAUGUGUGCAUUCAUGUCUGGCUACUUUGUGUAUAUAAUAGUUCUUCUGUAUGUAUAUAACUUAGCAGGAAUGCUUCGUUUUCAAUGCCUUGGCCAUAAUGAAGAGCAUGUUUGGUUAUUAACUUUGGGGCAGGGUAGUUAGUUCAGGGAUCAGUGGUGCUGUGGCACGGAGUGUUAUUAGAAAAAGAUCAGUUUUAAAUCAGCAAGUAGAAUGGAGGGUUUGGGUUGGUGAAGGCUCUUUUUGGAUGUUGUUUGGUUAAAAAGAAAAAAGAAAAAAAAAAAGCUUUUGAUAUGUUUGAUACAACCCAGUGUGUGCCUCUAGGACCUGUACAGGUGAAAUUGUCAUAACUGAAUCCAGUUAAGGUGGACAUAUGACAGUGCAGUGACCUGAUGUGGGUUUGUCAAAGGGGCUUUCAACAGGAAUGUUUCUUGAAUGUCACCAAGUUGAGUGGCCUUGCCAUGUGUCUUUUGAACGAAUACGGAGUAUUUUUGAGGUUUUUUGUGGCUUAUUAAAUCUAAAAAGAUUUAAAGUGAAAAGAACCUGGUUUAUAACUGAAGAUGUGAUUUUUUUAAGAUAACAGUUGGAUGGGAUGUUGGGUGUUUAUGUAAUGAAGUUAUACCUACAUACAGUUGAAAAGGACAGUGCUGUAAACGCACCCAAAGCAAAGACACGGGCAUCUGUAGGCCUGUGUCCAACCUCUCAGUGACCGGACUGUUUGAUCUCUAAGGGUCUGUAUUUCUGAAGGGCUUCUACAGUCUCCCAUCUUCAUGUGAGAUGGCUCGUAUCCAAAACACACAGGGGGAGAGAGAAGAGGAGAGAGAGGGAGGCAAUGCAAACUGGUGUGGAAAAGUACAACUCUCCUGGAAUGGUCUGGAUUCCCAGCCAACGAUUGUUUCCACACUAAAGAACCCUGGACACAACUUCUCAGAAUGCUUUGCAAAAUUGCCAGGAUCGAAUAGUCAUUGGAUAAAUAGGUGGGGAGGGAGCCAGCUAACAUACAGAAAAUAACUUUUGUGACAAAACAGCAUGAAGACGGUGAUAAAAAUCAUAUCAAUAAUGAUCAUGAUGCUAAAAAUGAUAUGUCAGUAAAUAUGAACCUUUUUUUUUUUUCUUGUAACAAUGUUUGAGCCAAUCUGUCUCUCAUGCAUUCCUGUCUAUGGGCAGAAAAAUACUGAAGAUUUUAGAAAAUAAACAGUCAUUUUAAACUGA